AUGUCUUCUGCUAACCCUUUCUCAAACAUCAACACCGACGUAGAGUUCGUCUGGCUCUGGUGUGACGACAACGCAACUGUCAACAAGUGGUUCAUCAACAUGCCAAACAGCGGCCACUACCAAUGUUUCUACGCCUCGCUCAUCAACGCCUGCAACAGAGCCUACGUGAAAUCCCUCGACCCAAGCCAAAAGCUGCAAAAGCUUGACCACCUCAUGGAUGACUGUCUAAUGGAAGACCCUAUCCCUGCCGACAUGAUGAUCAACUUGCUGAAAAAGUAUGAUCACUUCAUUGGUGGCGGCCAGGCAGGAUAUAAGCGUAAAGGUCUGGUCAAGUUUGAUGAGGACAUUCCUGAAAUGUCUGCCAUCGAAGCUGGCGUCGACGAGCUCUACAGACUUAUCGAAGCAAGCUGUCACAAAUCUCGUACUGGCAAAGUCAACGCCAAAAUCAAUGGCAAGCAGCACACCAGCAUGGACGAUGACGAUGAGAUGCAUGGCGAGCAAUCUCUGCUUUCUCCCAAGGAGUUGAACGAUACGUCAUCUGCCACUGCCACUGCCACUGCCACUGCCACUCCUGCCAAGUACCAGCACAAGAUGAAGACCCCUGUCAAGUUCGGAGAGCUCGCUGUAGUUGGCGGCAGGAGGGGAAAGAAGGACGAGGACGAGGAUGUGGAUAUGGACAUGGGGGCCAACUAG
Molecule: messenger RNA, 693 nt
Organism: Aureobasidium pullulans EXF-150
Lineage: Eukaryota; Fungi; Ascomycota; Dothideomycetes; Dothideales; Saccotheciaceae
Exons: 2
Coding region: 1-693 (230 amino acids)
Source: RefSeq, a predicted model, not a curated record